GUCAGCCCCUAGGACAUAUAUUGACAGGAAGAGAGAAUUUUACAAUGAACUUCUCAUAGCAGAUUACUUCUGUGAUAAUCCUACCUAUCCUGAUUACUACUUCCGUAGAAGGUUCCGCAUGGGAAAACCCCUCUUUCUACGCAUUGUUCAAGCUCUUGGUGAGUGGUCUCCCUACUUCACUCAAAGGGUAGAUGCCCUAGGCCGUCCAGGUCUAUCACCUUUACAGAAGUGCACAACAGCCAUGCAUAUGUUGGCGUAUGGUGUUCCUGCUGACAAAACAGAUGACCAUAUAAGACUUGGUGCAUCUACGACACUCGAGUCUCUUGAGAAAUUUGCUAAGGGGGUCAUUGCCAAGUUUGGUGGGGAAUAUUUGCGAAGGCCAACUGUUGAAGACAUUCAACGUCUACUAGAAAUUGGCGAAGCACGUGGUUUUCCUAGUAUGCUAGGAAGCAUAGACUGCAUGCAUUGGGAGUGGAAAAACUGUCCUGUUGGAUGGAAGGGGCAGUUUACACGUGGUGACUAUGGUGUCCCUACCAUCAUCCUUGAGGCUGUUGCAUCCCAUGAUCUAUGGAUAUGGCAUGCCUUCUUUGGUGUCCCAGGAUCCAACAAUGACAUCAAUGUGCUCAAUCAGUCGCCAUUGUUCACUGAAACAUUGCAAGGGAAUGCUCCUAGGGUAGACUACUAUGUCAAUGAGCAACAAUACAAGAAGGGAUAUUAUCUUGCAGAUGGAAUAUAUCCGGAGUGGGUUGUUUUUGUGAAAACCAUUCGGCUGCCUCAAACUGAAAAGGACAAGUUAUUUGCGAAGAAACAAGAAGGUGCGAGAAAGGAUGUUGAACGUGCAUUUGGAGUUCUACAACAACGCUUCAAAAUUGUCGCAGAACCAUCACGGCUUUGGGAUCAAAUAGAUAUCUGCAACAUAAUGAAAGCAUGUGUGAUCAUGCACAACAUGAUACUUGAAGAUGAGAAGGGCGUGGAGUUACCCUUCGAUUUGAAUGAAGCUUUAGGGACAUCCACUGCUCUGCCGCCGACAGCGAUUAGUGGGGCUACACCUUUGUUCACCGACGUGAUUAGAAGAGAUGUUGAGAUACGUGACCGGUCCAUGCACAAUCGACUCAAGCAUGAUUUGGUUGAGCAUAUUUGGAAGAAAUUCGGUGAAGCUACAAACAACUAG
Triticum dicoccoides is the source of this 1171-nucleotide messenger RNA. RefSeq lists its product as uncharacterized. The transcript has a single exon. The coding region runs from base 119 to 1171 and encodes 350 amino acids. NCBI's taxonomy places the organism in Eukaryota, Viridiplantae, Streptophyta, Magnoliopsida, Poales, Poaceae. The record is from RefSeq and is a predicted model, not a curated record.